Molecule: messenger RNA, 1983 nt
Organism: Ascochyta rabiei
Lineage: Eukaryota; Fungi; Ascomycota; Dothideomycetes; Pleosporales; Didymellaceae
Product: Non-specific serine/threonine protein kinase
Exons: 5
Coding region: 1-1983 (660 amino acids)
Biological process (GO): protein phosphorylation
Molecular function (GO): protein serine/threonine kinase activity; ATP binding
Source: RefSeq, a predicted model, not a curated record
AUGUCUUGGAAGCUCACAAAGAAGCUCAAGGAGACGCAUCUGGCGCCGCUCGCCAACACCUUCAGCCGCUCGUCCUCCACAUCGACCAUCGUCGACCAGCAGACCCCCAAGGCCGCCACAAGCUCCGCAAGCAGCAAUGCCGCCCCCGGAGACCCCAGAGACCCCAACGGCAUCGCUGCCUCGGAAGCCAAUGCAGCCCCGCCACCGGCGCCCCUCCGCCCUGGCAUCUUGAUCGUCACCCUCCACGAAGGCAAGGGCUUCUCGCUGCCCCCCGGCGCCGAGCAGGCCUUCAGCGGCGGCUCGCACCACCAGGGUUCCCUCUCCACCGGCGGUGGCUUCUCCGUCGCCGGUUCCAUGCGCCCGGGCUCCUCGAGGAACCCCGCCGUUGGCUCCUACACCGGCCAGGGCCGCCCGCAGUCUGCCGCUGGCAGCAUCAACGCAGCGCCCACCAUCCACGGCCGCUACUCGUCCAAGCACCUGCCCUACGCCCUCGUCGAUUUCGACAAGCAGCAAGUCUUCAUCAACGCCGUCUCCGGCACACCAGAGAAUCCACUGUGGGCUGGCGGGAACACACAGUACAAAUUCGAUGUAUCCCGCAUAACGGAUCUCACCGUCUCCCUCUACAUCCGCAACCCUACCGCACCUCCCAACGCUGGCCGAAACGAGGACAUCUUCAUUGGAACGUUGAAAAUCAACCCGCGCUUCGAGGAGCAGCGAGAUGGCAAGGACAAGAAGGGAGAGGCCACGGCAGCGGGCCAGGCUGGCGCUGAUUGGAUCAACGUCCAGUUUGGCAGUGGUUCCAUGAAGAUUGGCGUCAACUUUGUCGAGAAUCGACAGGACCGCUUGGCCAUUGACGACUUUGAGCUCCUCAAGGUCGUUGGAAAGGGGAGCUUUGGAAAAGUCAUGCAAGUACAGUACGUCACCCUCGCCUCUGCAGCACCACUCACCACUCACCGCUCACCACUCGCCACUCGCCACUCACCACUCACAUCCUACAGGAAAAAGGACACACACCGAAUCUACGCUUUAAAGACCAUCCGCAAAGCACACAUCAUCUCCCGCUCCGAAGUCGCACAUACCCUCGCCGAGCGAUCUGUUCUGGCGCAGAUCAACAACCCCUUCAUCGUGCCGCUGAAGUUCUCCUUCCAGUCGCCCGAGAAGCUCUACCUCGUGCUGGCUUUCGUAAACGGUGGCGAGCUCUUCCACCACCUGCAGAAAGAGCAGCGAUUCGACAUUAACCGUGCGCGAUUCUACGCUGCAGAGCUCCUUUGCGCGCUGGAGUGCUUGCACGGAUUCAACGUCAUCUAUCGUGACUUGAAGCCUGAGAACAUCCUGCUUGACUACACAGGCCACAUCGCCCUGUGCGAUUUCGGUCUCUGCAAGCUGGACAUGAAGGAUGAGGACCGCACAAACACAUUCUGCGGAACACCUGAGUACCUCGCACCUGAGCUUCUCACCGGCGGCGGCUACACAAAGUCGGUAGAUUGGUGGACAUUGGGUGUCCUCCUCUACGAGAUGUUGACUGGUCUCCCGCCCUUCUACGACGAGAACACCAACGACAUGUACCGCAAGAUUCUCACCGAGCCACUGCACUUCCCCGGGCCCGAGAUUGUCCCUCCUGCGGCACGCGACCUCCUGACCCGUCUGCUCGACCGCAACGCAGAGAAGCGUCUGGGAGCCAAGGGCGCAGCCGAGAUCAAGGCGCACUACUUCUUCCACAGCAUUGACUGGCGCAAGCUGCUGGAGAGAAAGUACGAACCCAGCUUCAAGCCCAACGUGGUUGAUGCCAAGGAUACCGCCAACUUUGACCGCGAGUUCACUUCAGAAGCGCCAACCGAUUCAUACGUUGACGGACCCAUGCUGUCGCAAACCAUGCAGGCACAGUUUGCAGGCUGGUCCUACAACCGGCCGGUGGCUGGCCUCGGAGAUGCUGGUGGCUCGGUGAAGGACCCAUCUUUCGAGGGUGUUGCGGAUAGGAAGUAG